UCUGGUAUUUCUAUGGAUUUUUUUGGUUUUCAUUUGCUAGGGAUAUCCAAAGAGUUUAAAAGAGUCACAUACCCGAUGAAACGUUUAAUGAUAAGGGUCUUUAUUUUUAUGCGAAGUUGGGUUUUGUUUGUUGUUUGAAAUGCGCGCUCUGUUCUGAUGUCAGCUCACGAUGCACGCUACAGAUUUAACGGUCGCUGAGUGUGAUUUCAAGAAGAGAAAGCCUUUAGGAGUGUUUUCUUUUCAUUCUAUAAAGGACGGCUUCCUGUUGUUACACGUGUAUCUAAAUUCUGCAAAAAAGCAAACCCCGGAGAAAUGUCAGCUAAGAAUCUACCAUCUUGGAAUCAACCUCAAGGCCAUGGUGAACUUAAGCUUUAUAAUAGCUUGACUCGAGAAAAGAACCUGUUUAUCCCUUCAAAUGGCCGUCGUGUCACUUGGUACAGUUGUGGACCAACUGUUUAUGAUGCGUCUCAUAUGGGUCAUGCUCGAUCUUACAUCACCUUUGACAUUGUACGCAGAGUGUUGCAGUCUUACUUCAACUAUGAUGUGUUUUGUGUAAUGAAUGUAACAGACAUAGAUGAUAAGAUCAUCCAUAGAGCAAGAAGAAACCACCUCCAGGAGAAAUAUCGAGAAGAAAAUAGUGACCCUAAAAAAAUUCUGUCAGAUAUUCAAGUAGCUUUGCAGCCUUAUGUGAAAAAGAUGGAGGAUACGAAAGAUGAAGACAAGAAAAAUAUGUUUAUUAAGAUCAUUGAAAAGGUGCAAUCAACAUGUGGAAAACUUGAGGCACUGCUACAGAAAGGGAAAGCUGAUGAUGUUCAAGCUGUUACACAGGAGCUAUUAGCUGAUGCAUCAGAUCCCCUGUCAGCUUGGCUAGAUUCCAAGCAUGGCUCUGAUGUGACAGACCACAGAAUCUUUGCCAAACUUACAGAGUUCUGGGAACAAGAAUACCACAAAGACAUGGCUGCUCUGAAUGUCCUGCCUGCAGAUAUCCUGACCAACAUUACAGAAUAUGUGCCAGAAGUGGUGACCUUUAUUGAGAAAGUCAUAGCAAAUGGAUAUGCAUAUGAGUCUAAUGGCUCAGUUUAUUUCGACACCAUCAAAUUUGGAUCUAGUGAGAAGCAUAGCUACGCUAGACUUGUGCCGGAGGCUGUUGGCGACUUGGAUGCAUUAGCAGAAGGAGAAGGGGAACUAAGCCAGAAUCUGGGUGAAAAGCGUUCUGAAAGGGAUUUUGCUCUUUGGAAAGCAAGCAAGCAAGGAGAACCUUCAUGGGAAUCUCCCUGGGGCAAGGGGAGACCAGGCUGGCAUGUUGAGUGUUCUGUGAUGGCAAGUGAUGUUCUUGGAUCCAAUAUUGAUAUUCACACCGGAGGUGUAGAUCUGAAGUUUCCUCACCACGACAAUGAAUUAGCCCAAUCUGAAGCUCAUUUCUGUGUCAGUCAGUGGGUCAACUAUUUUCUUCAUGCUGGGCACUUGACAAUAGAGGGGUGCAAAAUGUCUAAAUCUCUAAAGAAUUUCAUCACUAUCAAGCAAGCUUUAAAGAGAAACUCAUCGCGUCAGAUAAGGCUUGCAUUUCUGUUACACACAUGGAAUGCAACACUGGACUACAGCCAGAAUGUGAUCAGGGAGGCUGAACAAGUGGAAAAACUAUUUAAUGGUUUUUUUUUGGCUGUGAAAGACAUUUUGAGAAAGCCUGAAGUUAAGGCUCCUGGUUCUCACAACUACCAUGAGCUGGAAAAAGACCUUCAGAGCAAGUUCCAUGAAAAGAAAGAUGGUGUUCACCAGGCACUCUGCGAUUCUAUCGACACUCCUGGUGCACUUCGGCACAUGCAGGACCUGGUUAAACUCUCCAACAUUUACAUCAGCAACAAGAAGCAAAGGAAUGAAUCUGCAAACAAGCAGUUGCUUGAGGGUGUUGCAAAAUACAUCACACAGAUGCUCAAGAUAUUUGGAGCAAACGAAGGCGUGCAGCUCAUUGGCUUUGGCUCAGCAGUCCAGCAAUCUGGAGGAAAUCAAGAGGAGGUGGCCUUGCCAUAUGUACAACUACUAGCUGACUUCAGGGAGGACAUCAGGGCAAUCGCCCGAGAGGAAAAAGUUCCACGGAUCCUAAAAGCUUGUGAUGACCUGAGAGACAACAAAUUGGUCGAUGUUGGAGUUCUGCUUGAGGACCAAGAAGGUGACCAGAAAGCAGUUAUCAAGUUUGUUGAUCGAGAAACCUUGCUGAAGGAGAGACAACAGAAGCUAGAGGAACAAGCAAAGAAGCAGCGUCAGAAGGAGGAGGCGAAGCGGAAACAAGAAGAGGAGAAGGCCGCCAAAGAAGCCAAGGCGCGCAUCCCGCCAUGGGACAUGUUCAAACAGGAGAAGGAUAAAUAUUCAGCCUUUGAUGAACAGUUUAUGUGUGUUGUUAAGGGAAUCCCUACCCAUGACGCAUCAGGGGAGCCGAUCAGUGGCAAACAAGUGAAGAAAUUGAAGAAGCUCUACCAGCAACAAGAGAAGCUGUAUAACACCGUCGGUCCUGGGGCGAGCGGAACCUCAUAAAAAUCGCCCCUUACAGCAAGUAUAGAGCAAAUGCGCGAGCCGUAAUAUGUUGUCGAAAGAAUGACAACCUCAACAAAUUAAAAUUAAGUGCAAUAAAUGACAGUCCAACCACUGUA
This is a messenger RNA of Nematostella vectensis (starlet sea anemone), 2645 nucleotides long. Its product is annotated as cysteine--tRNA ligase, cytoplasmic-like. Bases 313 to 2529 code for a protein of 738 amino acids. Gene Ontology annotation, biological process: cysteinyl-tRNA aminoacylation. Gene Ontology annotation, molecular function: ATP binding; cysteine-tRNA ligase activity. The record is from RefSeq and is a predicted model, not a curated record. Lineage: Eukaryota; Metazoa; Cnidaria; Anthozoa; Actiniaria; Edwardsiidae. Gene Ontology annotation, cellular component: cytoplasm. The transcript has 22 exons.